Notechis scutatus (mainland tiger snake) is the source of this 588-nucleotide messenger RNA. The record is from RefSeq and is a predicted model, not a curated record. Lineage: Eukaryota; Metazoa; Chordata; Lepidosauria; Squamata; Elapidae.
CAAAACUCAGAAUAUUUUCAGGAGUGAAAAGGGAUCCUGGCCUGAACUAACCAACUUGGUCUCCUGUUCUGGGCCCUCCUGUGCCUCUCAUGUGCCUCCUUCUCUUUCUUCCCUCCAGCCAAGCCCACUGUCACCAUCUCCCCCACCAAGAUGGAUCCCGCUUCCCCCUUCACCAUCCUCCUCUGCACCGCCACGGUCUUUUACCCCCUGGAGAUCGAGAUCCAGUGGCUGAAGAAUGGGAAACUGGAGGAGGAGGGCGUGGCCUUCGGGGAGGAGCUCCAGAACGGAGACUGGACCUACCAACUCCAGGUGAUGCUGGAGACCCAGCCCCAGUGGGGGGACGUCUACACUUGCCAGGUGGGGCAUGUCAGCCUGGAGGCCCCCAUCACCGUCCAGUGGGAGCCCCGUUCCUCCAGCUCUGCCAGGAGCAAACUGUGGACAGGGAUCAUGGGGGCCGUGAUUGGAGCGGCCUUCCUAGCUGUGGGGCUCUUCUCCUACCUGAAGAGCAAGAAAGCCACUCCCAUCCAAACUCCUGCAGGUGAGUUUCUCCUCUUCCUCCCUCAUCUCAGCCCCUCCUACAAGUUAUAG